AAAAAUAUAAGUAAAGCGAAGAGACAGCAGUGUGCCUUCAUUCAAAAUGAAGUUCUGUGUAAUUCUAAUUUUAUUCGUCUUCUUUGGAAUUUGCUGUAAAUUUACAACUGGUGAUCUGCCGCCAGAAAUAGAAAAAUGCCACGCUGGCGAUGUUGAUUGUAUUGCGAAAAUUCUGCCUUUUAUAUUCAAAAACUACACUCAUGGCAUCCCUGAAAUCGGCCUAACUGAUAUAGAAAAGUUAUCACUCAGCGAUGUUGUCAUAACAAAAGCAGAUCCAAAGUCGGCAGUGUCGCUUAAUCUUGAAUUUAAGAAAAUGUACCUCCAUGGCAUAAGCAAUUUGACCGUUCAACGAGUCAUUGGCUUCGAAAAGGAUCUACUCAAUUCGAAAUUCGAAGUGCAUGUGACAAUACCAAAUUUGGUAGUGGAUGGCGAGUACGUUUCUAGUGGUAAGGUUUUGGUGCUACCUAUGAACGCUGCUGGCUAUGCAAAUAUUCAACUAAAAAAUACCAAGCUUAGCUUGAAACUAAAGGCCGACGAACUAUGCAAAGAUGGCAAGCAGUAUAUGAAGCUAAAGGGCAUUAAGUGCAAGCUAACGCCAGAUCUAUUGCGUUUAAAUUUUGAAAAUCUCUUUAAUGGUAAUAAGCAACUAAGCGACUCUCUGAACCAGUUAAUCAAUGAGAAUUGGAAAACACUUUGGGCUGAUAUGGAAACGCAAGUAAAUGAGGCGGUAAUGAGGAUAGUGAAACGCCUGUUGGUGAAUAUAGUGAGCGUUCUGCCAUAUGAAGAUUUCUAUCGAAAGGACUGA
Messenger RNA from Anastrepha obliqua, 805 nucleotides. RefSeq names its product circadian clock-controlled protein daywake-like. The record is from RefSeq and is a predicted model, not a curated record. The transcript is spliced from 3 exons. Bases 47 to 805 code for a protein of 252 amino acids. NCBI's taxonomy places the organism in Eukaryota, Metazoa, Arthropoda, Insecta, Diptera, Tephritidae.